Hydractinia symbiolongicarpus is the source of this 1553-nucleotide messenger RNA. RefSeq lists its product as uncharacterized. The transcript has a single exon. The record is from RefSeq and is a predicted model, not a curated record. Lineage: Eukaryota; Metazoa; Cnidaria; Hydrozoa; Anthoathecata; Hydractiniidae. Bases 1113 to 1553 code for a protein of 146 amino acids.
AUAAACUAUCUGAGUUUAUCACUAACAUAUUGCCGCACGUAGUGUAGUGGGUUCGUCUGCGGCUCCCAGUUCUGGGGACCGCGGAUCGAAUCCCGCUCACUGCUUGGCAGUAUCUUAGUGAUAAACAAAGUAGUUCUUCUUCAAUAUGACUUACACGCAUUAUACUCGCCCGUCAUGAUCAGAGGUCUGAUCGGGGUGAAGCAUUCUCUGUUGAGAAUGAAAUACGAAUGUAACUGUGCUAUUUUUUGUUUUUAACUCAGGUAAUAAGUGGAGUCGUUACUCUCCAAAGACAAGAUCAUGUGUGAUCAAACCCCUCCUGCUAAAUUUUUUUUUUAACUGGGAUAAUAAGUGGAGUUGUCACUCUCCAAAGACAAAACUGAGUGUAGUCAAGCCCCCUUGCUGACUCAUUCUGGUUAAAAUAUUCUUACCUCAUCUCUUCUAAAAAGAAAACAUAUGACUCGUGACUGUUAAUAGUGACCUUAAGAAAUAAGGACGGGAAGUUUUAAGGACGGGAAUUUCCUAGAAUUACGUAAUUUUUAAACACUGCGCAUGUUUAGAACAAAGGUGAUUCCACCUAUUCAGCCGUCUAGCGAAAGUUCACAACGUGAAGACACAUGGUUUCACGUCGUGAAAUAAAGGUGACAACAAAGUUUUUCUUUUUCGCUUUACUUGAUAAAAAUGGAUGAAGAAAUUGCGAAGAGUGUCAAAAAAAGGUAAAAAUCAUCAUUAUGGAUAUACUUUUCUCCAAAUUUGUUACAUAAAUGCAAUAUAAGUGUAUAGCUAAUCUGUGAGUGUGUACGAAAGUGAAAGCUACUUUUUCUACUAUUUUUUUAAAAUUUUCAAGGUCACAUAUGGUUUAGAACGAUCGUAAAGACGAACUGUUGUUAAGAGAAGUGCUUCUUUUUGAACCCUACAAAUAUAAAGCACGAACAAAAAAGAGAGGGAAUGCUUGGAAAGUUAUUGCUGAAAACUUAAAUCAGCUGGAUUCGGAACAAUUUAAAGCGGAUCAAAGAUCUGUUCGUGAAAGAUUUGGAAUUUUAAAAACACGUUACGAAAAUAAAACUCGAGAAGAAUUGAAAGCUAGUGGUAUUGCUCCUGAGUUUGAUGAAAUUAUGGAUGCGAUGGAAGAUAUUUCAGAGAAAAUUAAGGAGUAUGAAAAGGUACAUGCUGAACAAGAUAGCCAGCAAUCAGAGAAAAAUGAAAAAGAAGCUAAUGCAGCAUCCGACAUGAGAAUGAAAGCUUUAGAAACGUUCAGUGAAAGUAAAAAAAGAAAGGACCUAACCACAGAGGCUGGAGGUGAAGAUACUGAGAAAAAAGCAAAAAAAACUAGAAGUUCUGGAACUGAUACCAUACAAUACUUGAGGGAAAAAGGUGAGAGAGAACAGAGUUUGAGAAAAGAUGAGUUGACAUUGAAAAAACAAAAAUAUGAAAUGCAAGCAGCACAGCAAACAUCUGCUGAAAAUCAACAACGGGAGAUGAUCCAAGUUAUUAGAGAACAGAUGGAGUCACAGCGACAACAGACACAGCAGAUGUUAAUGUUUUGGCCAAUAUAA